AGCAGGAAGUGCUACAAUUUGCUUAAUGGAACGAAUAAAUAAUUAUUCAAAUUUAAGAAGUGCAUUGUGUUAUAAUAAGAUUGAAAUUAUGUUUUCCAAAUAAUCAAUUUUGGAAAUGUAACAGCAAAAUGGCCGACCAAUUGUUCAAAAUCCCGAAUGCCCUGAGCUAUCAGGGAGAUUCCAAAAAUUGGAAUAAGUUCAAACAGCAAUUCGAUAUUUACAUGAAAGCUUCAGGAUUAGAGAAGAAUGAUAGCGAAAAUAAAGUGAAUAUUUUUCUGAACAUAGCAGGAGAAGAAGCCUUAGAAAUCUUCGAGAAUCUGAAUUUAACGUCAGAAGAAAAAAAGGAUUAUGAUUCAGUUAUUCAAGCUUUCGAAAACCACUGCAGAUCUAAACACGACGAAAUUUAUAAAAGUUUUAAAUUUUUCACUAGGGUCCAGCAGCCUUCCGAGUUUUUUAGUGAAUUUUAUGACGAUUUAUUAGUGAUGGCGAGUUUCUGCAACUUCGGCAAUCAGAAGAAUCGUCUUAUCAGAGAUAGAAUCAUAGCUGGAAUAAGAAGUUCAGAACUGCAAGAACAAUUCCUUAAAUCUCCGGAUUUAACACUUGAAGAAGUAGUCAAUAUUUGCCUUGACAACGAAGUGGAAAAGAUGAACGGAGGACCUUUCAAAUGUGAAAAUGAUAUUGCCUUGGAAGGAGAUACUGUUGAUGAAGAGAGUAACAAUAAUUAUGAUGAAUUAUCAAAUCUUGAUACGAAUGUUGUGGGUUUGAAUACACUGGAUCAAAUUCAUAUUCCAAAUGAGAUUUUGUUUAAUGAUAUGGAAACAGAAGAAGGUUUUGUUGGGGAUAUGGACCUGAUUGAAUUGCCAUCAGAAAUUGAUGAAUAUGAUGAUGAAGAUGUUAAGCCUAUUGCUUCUUUGAUGCUGAAUGAUAAGAAGAAAUCCUUCUCUAAAAGAAAAAAAACGCCUGUUUCAUGUGAGGACUCUUCCGAUUCUAAUGGCUCUUCAUCGACUUCUACAAAAAAACAAUUGGAAAAUCCAGAUAGCAGAACAAGACCUCAUCGAAAGCGCAAUAAGGAAAAAGAUAUCCAGAUCAAAAUUGCAGAAGUCAAGAGGAAACUCACUAACGCUAUUGAAACAGAAACUAAAACUAAGCAAAAUAGAGUGAAGAGAAAAUACACUAGGUCCAUAAAAAUAGAAUGUAAGAAGGAGUACAGUGAGGAAUCAGAGGAUAGUAUUCUCGAAAGUUUCAACAUUCCAAUCGAGGAUCAAGAUGAGUACUCCCAAAUAACAAGUGAGGAUUCUCAGAAAUUCCAACAGGUGGAAAAUGAAUUAGGGAAUGAAUGUACAGAAGAUGACCAAGUGAAUGAAAAUUCUUUUCUAAUUGAUUUUGAACAAGGAAUUGAGGAUCAAGAUGAGUACUCCCAUAGAGAAGGUGGGGACUCAGAAAUAUUUUCACUGAUUGAUGAAAAUGAAUCAGUUGAGGAAUACCCUCAAGAUUCUAUAGUGGCCGAGGAAGAAUCUAUUCUACUAGAUGAUGAACAAGAAAUAGAAGAUCAAGACGAGUAUUCUCAAAUAUCAGAAAGAUCUUCCUCAAUGGAGUGUGAUUUUAGUGAAACAAAAAACAGGGAAGAAUGUUCAGAAUAUGAAAAAACUGACAAUACAUUUGGAAUGAUGAAUGAAAUGGCAGAAGCUGAAUAUAUGCUGGAAAAGGACACAAACGCCUCACCACAACCAAAAAAAAGACGUAAGAGGAGGGGAAAGUUAAAAACAUCAAACAAAAUACAAAAGCCAGUAGAGGCUAAAAUAAUUAAAGUUAAGAGGGACAACUUGCCGCCUCUCAUUUUAAAAUCUAUAAGAAAGAAAACAUUGUUAUUAGGAAAAAUGCCGUUUUCCUGUAAAAAAUGCGACGCUACAUUCUGGACAUCAUUCCAACUGGAUAAGCACCAACUUGUACAUGUUUUGAAGAAGGUACCCCCACCAUCUAAACCACCUUCUAAGGUCUUCAAGUGCGAAGAAUGUGGAAAAGAGUUCAAAAAAAUUUGUGACCUGGAGCGUCAUACAAGAGUUCAUACCGGGGAGAAGCCGUCAGUCUGCAACAUAUGCAAUAAAAGAUUUCAGCAGCCAUACAAUCUAAACAAGCAUUUGUACACCCAUACCCAGGAGAAAAACUUUGAGUGUGUUAUUUGCCAGAAGAAGUUUGGCCGAAACGAUGUUCUCAACAGACAUGUGCUAACCCAUUCUAUCGUGAAACCCUUCCGAUGUUCUGUUUGCUCAAGAACUUUCAUCAGAAAUAGUCAACUCAAGCUACAUUUUAAGAAGCAUCAUGGUGAAGAGAAAGAUGCAGAAAGUGAAACAAGCAACAAUGAAGCUAUUGCUAGUACAUCUGCUGACUAAGUUGAGUGUGAUUGUGUUUCUAACCUGAAUUGAAUGAAGGUGCUGUGUAUAUAUUAGAUGUAGUGAAGUAUUAUGUUUGAGAAGGUCUUCUACAAGAAUUUUAUCUUUAACAUUUGCCUUCUUUUUAUAAUUCAAGGAGGAAUCUUUUCAUUUUAAAUCCAUUUAUGUGAAUCAAUUAUAUAUAAAGUUUUUUUUAUGUAAUUCAUAUAUUAUCUUGAAUGAAAGUAUUGAAAUCAUAAUGGUUUAUUGUUUUACAAAUUAACUUCCUUUAUCAAAGUCUAAUUGGUAGUUCACAGAUUUUUUUUUUUUUUUUCAUAUUAUAUUUUCCUGCAUAACGGAGAACUGAAAUUUUUAAUGAUGAGACUAAUAUACAAUUUGAUGCCAAAAUAUUGAAACUUAAUUGACAUGUAAGAAUUUGGCACUAUAUUGAGAUUUUAUUUGUGAAGAAAUUGUACAUAACUGUUGAUUUUUCUAUGAAUAAAAAAUACAAAAAAACGUAUAAAUUUUUUGAGGGGAUUUUUGCUUUCACUUAGUCAGGAAACUGUUUCACCCUAAUUGCUACUCUUGUAUUGAAAGCUCAAUAAUAUUCAAUUGGAAAAAAUCUAAUCAUGAGUUUUUUUAUUUAAUGUAAUUUUUUGUUCAUAAUUUUAGGGAUUAUCAACAAACGAUAUUCGUAUACUUACAUAGAAGUGGGUUCGGGAGCAUUUAACGAGUGAAUUUAGAAUAUUUAUGUGAACACAAUAUAUCCAUUUAUUGAGACUUCAUAAUUCUGGCUAUAUACAACAGGUUGAAACCUAGUUGAAUAUAUGAAUCUAAACGUGCCUUUUGAUGAAUUUGUGCCUUGAAGAAAUUUUUUUUCAGCUUUAAACAUUUUCUGUAAUGUUGAUUUUGGUGUAGUUAUGUAAUAUAAUCAGAAUAGAAUAAAUCUUGCCUCAAA
Messenger RNA from Coccinella septempunctata (seven-spotted ladybird), 3327 nucleotides. RefSeq names its product zinc finger protein 69 homolog. The record is from RefSeq and is a predicted model, not a curated record. The transcript is spliced from 5 exons. The coding region runs from base 129 to 2390 and encodes 753 amino acids. Gene Ontology annotation, molecular function: DNA-binding transcription factor activity; RNA polymerase II cis-regulatory region sequence-specific DNA binding. Gene Ontology annotation, biological process: regulation of transcription by RNA polymerase II. Lineage: Eukaryota; Metazoa; Arthropoda; Insecta; Coleoptera; Coccinellidae.